CUGAUCAGUUCAUAUUUGAAUUUUAAGCACAAAAAAAAAAAAAAAGAAAGAAAAAAAAAACCCACCAAAUUGAAGGAAUUAUUUUUGAUUUUCAAUUGGAAAUAAUAUGAAUUUGAUUUUGAGAGCCAUAAAUGACGUUUUAAAGAAGGUAGAGGUGCGAAUUCACAGCCACUUGCCCAACUUUUUUUUGUCACUUUUUGAAGGUUCUUUUAUCUUCUAUCACGUCUCUAACCUUAAAUCCUCUGGCCUUUCUCUGUUGGUAUUUGUGGAACUUCCAAAAAUACCAGUGAAUUUGCGCUGAAUAUAUAUAAAUAUAUAUAUUUUAUAUGUAAUUUGUAAAGUCAAAAUAGCUAUAAUCAAAAUUCCCACACGCAAAGUUUCUUUCUUUUUCGACUUUGAAAUUUAUUCAUUACAUGUUUUGGAAAAUCAAAUAAACGUAAAUGUAAAGAUAUUCUUUUAUUAAUAUUGUUUUGAUUAUUAUUCGAAAGAUUGAGACUUUCUUCCACUCAGAUCGCAUCUUCAACAGAACCCAGGCUGUUUCGUCGGUCCUUCUUUUUCAACUCUUUUUUUUAUUUUUUAUUUUCCAUUAACAAAAUCGGAAAAAAAAUAAAAUAAAAUAUCCACAUGGCGUUGAAGCCCUCAAGGAUUCGUACUUUCCACCCUUUUCAUGCAUUAAGGAACAAAGUGUUUUUUCGGUUUCUAAUGCUGUAGAAUUCAGGGCCAGAUUUGGUUCACAUAGAAGGAAUAAGAAAUCGAGCUUGGAAGUAAUGGCUCCUCCUGUGAGGUUGCCAGGGGUUGACAAGGAAUUGCAGAAGCUUUUGGAUGCUAAUAUGGAUAAAGCUCCAGCUAGAAGACGAGCUCGAGAGGCUUUUAAGGAUAUUCAACUUGGGAUUGAUCAUAUUUUGUUUAAGACGCCAACUGAUGGAUUGAAAAUGAAAGAGUCAUAUGAGGUGAACUCUAGGGGAUUGGAAAUUUUCUCCAAAAGUUGGCUGCCGGAGACAUCUCGCCCUAAAGCAUUAGUGUGUUACUGUCAUGGCUAUGGUGAUACGUGCACAUUUUUUUUCGAAGGAAUUGCAAGGAAGUUGGCAUCACGUGGAUAUGGAGUUUUUGCAAUGGAUUAUCCAGGACUUGGUCUUUCAGAAGGACUCCAUUGCUAUAUUCCUAGCUUUGACGGGCUUGUAGAUGAUGUCAUCGAGCAUUACUCCAAAGUAAAAGAGAAUCCGGAGUACUCUACCCUUCCAAGCUUCCUCUUUGGACAGUCGCUGGGUGGAGCUGUAGCUCUGAAGAUUCACCUAAAGCAACCUAAUGCAUGGAAUGGUGCAAUUCUUGUUGCACCCAUGUGCAAAAUUGCAGAUGACAUGGUUCCACCAUGGCUGCUGACACAAAUCUUGAUCGGUGUGUCUAAGUUUCUUCCGGCAAUGAAAUUAGUUCCAAAUAAGGAUUUGGCCGAGGCAUCGUUUAGGGACUUGAAGAAGAGAGAAAUGACUGCCUAUAAUGUUAUUGCUUACAAGGAUAAACCGCGCUUGCGAACUGCUGUAGAAAUGCUAAGAACUACACAAGAGAUAGAACGUAGGUUAGAAGAGGUCUCCCUGCCAUUAUUAGUUCUGCAUGGAGAGGCUGACAUUGUUACCGAUCCAUCUGUGAGCAAGGCCUUGUAUGAGAAGGCUAAAAGUUCGGACAAGAAGCUUAAGCUUUACAAGGAUGCAUACCAUUCUCUUCUAGAGGGUGAGCCAGACGAAAUGAUAGUUCAAGUUUUUGAUGACAUUGUUUCUUGGCUUGAUGAACAUAGCACAAUAACUACAGACAGCUGACCUCGCUAUCUUUGUGUGCACGCCAGCUUGUGGCCGUGUGCAUGUGUACAAAAGGGGACUUGAAAUUGUUGUUACAAAGUUUUCCAUUUUGUGCAUAAACUAUCAAGUAGCUAACAUUGGAAAACCUUAUUUUCCAUACAUUUUUACUUUAACUUAUUGACCAUUUUGUUUAUUGACAUAAAUGGCUGGAGCUUUUCCUGUUUAACUUCAGAUUGACUGGGAAGUUGCUCGAGGUCGAUACGCUAUAUAUGAUAAGAGUUUCUACUUAUUUCUUCCA
Messenger RNA from Ziziphus jujuba (common jujube), 2088 nucleotides. RefSeq names its product caffeoylshikimate esterase. The record is from RefSeq and is a predicted model, not a curated record. Gene Ontology annotation, molecular function: lipase activity. Lineage: Eukaryota; Viridiplantae; Streptophyta; Magnoliopsida; Rosales; Rhamnaceae. The coding region runs from base 768 to 1811 and encodes 347 amino acids. The transcript has 9 exons. Gene Ontology annotation, cellular component: membrane.